Messenger RNA from Parathielavia appendiculata, 333 nucleotides. RefSeq lists its product as uncharacterized. NCBI's taxonomy places the organism in Eukaryota, Fungi, Ascomycota, Sordariomycetes, Sordariales, Chaetomiaceae. The transcript has a single exon. Bases 1 to 333 code for a protein of 110 amino acids. The record is from RefSeq and is a predicted model, not a curated record.
AUGCGCCUACUCGUGGGCCGUCGGAGUCAUCGAUCGGCCCUCGAUUUACAUGCUCGGGACAAGCCUGUUGGCUGGUUCAACGAUUACACCCAGUACUGCCCGAAAACUGAGGACUGUCAGGACCGCGCGUUCGAGGCGCAACAGAGCCGCGAUGUGUGGCUCUACGAGUUCGUCCCGUCCGCACUGGCGUGGCUCAAGGUGUCGACGGGCGUGGUCGGCGAGCGCGAAUCCCCGGGAUACCGCGGUGCGGUCAAGGGCCACGUUGGAGCACAUCCCGGGCUCGUACUGCCCGAGCCGUCCAAAGGCCGCCUUGACCGAGAUCAAAUUAAAUAG